AUGAUAUCGGAGAGGCUGAACGUAGUGGAUGGCAUCAAAAAUUUGCAGUGGCAGUGGCGUUCGAGUCCUUCAUCAGCUGCAGAAGUUUCGGAGCUGUUCAAUUUGAUGGAGGACAUUUAUAAUUUCGAUUGGAAAGGUGGUAAGGAUAAGUGGAGAUGGAAAGCAUGUUCGUCUGGGGAAUUCUCUAUCUCAAGCGCUAAGCAGCUGUUAGCUGCUGAUCCGUGCAACAGCAGUCAGAACAAGAUGCGAUGGAAGGUUUGGGUUCCCUUGAAAGUUAGGAUUAUGGUGUGGAGAUCCCUUAUUAAUCGGUUACCGACUAAAAAUGAAUUGCAUAAACGGGGAGUUAUCCUGCAAAGCAACUUAUGCGAGCUGUGUAACACGGAUGUUGAAACGAAUACGCAUUUAUUCACAGGAUGCUUUUUCUCCGCUGAAGUUUGGUACCGGGUGGAAGCAUGGUGUCGAUUGAAUCCGUUACUUAUCUUUGAUGUUGCCGAUUUAAUAGAGAUAACAAGCUCCCAGCCAUUCACUAAAGAUGCUAAAUACAUCCUCCGAGGCAUUGUCUUUUCUACUAUGUGGGCCAUUUGGAUUGAGCGUAACGAUCGUAUUUUCAAAAGCAAGCGGCGGCGGGCGAUUGAAGUGGUUGAGAGUAUUAAGAUGUCUUCGUAUUUUUGGUUUAAACAUAGAUCUAAGUUGAAAUGUUUAGAUUGGAUUGAUCGGUGUAAAUAUCCGUUAAACAUAGUGUAA
Molecule: messenger RNA, 744 nt
Organism: Helianthus annuus (common sunflower)
Lineage: Eukaryota; Viridiplantae; Streptophyta; Magnoliopsida; Asterales; Asteraceae
Exons: 1
Coding region: 1-744 (247 amino acids)
Source: RefSeq, a predicted model, not a curated record